AUGGCGUCUCAUGUCCUUGCUGAGGGUAGCAUGGCCAUAGAGACUGGCGGCACUGACAAGGUCGUCAACAAUGCUGCGCCAGACAUCAUCAGCACUGUCCGCAACUCCAACCUCCUGGCACGCGAUGACGUCCCUCCGCACGACUGCGAGGACAUCCUCCGUCGUGUCAUCACGCCAGAAAUCGACUGCUCUUAUUCCUGGGAGAACUGCGGCUUUGACAACCAUCUGGAGUACCGCAUCCGUAUCAACGCCAUCGGCAAGACGAGUCCCAAGUGGUGCGAGAUGAUGUUCCAUUUGGUUCAGAGAGCCAUCAAUUACCAUAUCCGCCAGGAGGAGUGUGACCGUACCUAUAGGUCCAACGAGAACGGUAACGGGAUGGUAGUCGUCCUCACUCUGCCCAAGCCAAUUGCCAAAUUCGGCGAAUGGCGGCUCAGAGUCGAACAGGCCAUCAAGGACAACUUCUGUGCCGGGGGUCCCAAGCUCACAUACUGGGUCAAUGAACGGUGCUACCGUACCAGCAUCUGCCGCCACCGCUGGUGGAAGCGAUCCCUCGGCGAACUCUCUGGUAAUCUGCCCGAGGUGAUGUCUCCCGCCAGAGAGAUAGAGCCAGCAUUCUUCAGUUACGCCGCUCCCAUCACUGCCACAACUGUCUCCGUUGAGCCUACCACAACCAACAUCGUCCCUCGCGACGAGCCUCCUGCUAUCAUCGUCAACCAAGCUGCAAUGGCUGCCGACUCUGGUGUCCACAGCAAGAUUGAGGAGGACGUUAGGCCCGUUGGUAAGUGCCCGGACUAUACAGACGUGCAACACGGCUGCGGCAGCGUCGACAGGUCUCUCAUCAGCUCCGUCGGGGUCCACUGCUCCUACAACCGUGGUCAGGGCAACAACAUCAACCAGCUCGAUUACAAGGUCACAAUCAACCCAACCGGUCAAAACACCGCAUGCUGGUGUGACCGCCUCCUAGCCGCUGUGCGAGCUCGUUGCCCCCAGGGCCAAGCCGACUGGGCCUACCCGCUGCUUAAGUGCAACACUGAGCACAUCCUCACCGAGCUGGGAAAGGGCAUACACGUCAACUUUCACAGCAACGCCUGGGUUGCCGGCAAGGACAACCGCGAAUGCAUCAAGGCGGCCAUCGAGUCCACUACUUGUGGCAUCGCCACUCACUUCGACAGAGGCGGGUGCUUUGAGAAUCAUUAG
This is a messenger RNA of Colletotrichum graminicola M1.001, 1197 nucleotides long. RefSeq lists its product as uncharacterized. The transcript has 2 exons. NCBI's taxonomy places the organism in Eukaryota, Fungi, Ascomycota, Sordariomycetes, Glomerellales, Glomerellaceae. The coding region runs from base 1 to 1197 and encodes 398 amino acids. The record is from RefSeq and is a predicted model, not a curated record.